This is a messenger RNA of Microtus oregoni (creeping vole), 4539 nucleotides long. RefSeq names its product zinc finger protein 280D (gene Znf280d). The transcript has 22 exons. Gene Ontology annotation, molecular function: RNA polymerase II cis-regulatory region sequence-specific DNA binding; DNA-binding transcription factor activity, RNA polymerase II-specific. Gene Ontology annotation, biological process: regulation of DNA-templated transcription. The coding region runs from base 238 to 3156 and encodes 972 amino acids. The record is from RefSeq and is a predicted model, not a curated record. NCBI's taxonomy places the organism in Eukaryota, Metazoa, Chordata, Mammalia, Rodentia, Cricetidae.
CGCCGCGACUCGCGACGCCCCCUCCCCCAUCGCGGUGCUCCGCAGCCCGCUCCGCGAUGGGAGCCACGGCGGUUGCGGCGCACGGCCCGCGCUCCUCCCUCGCCUCCUCCUCUUUCUCCUCCUCCUCAGGGCUCCAGUCAGGCCGAGCCGCUCCGCUCACGAAAGGCAAAUUGUGAUAACUUGCUGCCUUUUGUGGUCACAUGGUGACAACUUAUAGAACGUCAGAUCUGCAACUUGAUGGGUGACAGUUCCUCUCAACAGAAAGAUAAUUUAAAAAUGGCAGAACUCUUUAUGGAAUGUGAAGAAGAGGAACUAGAACCAUGGCAGAAGAAAGUGAAAGAAGUUGAAGAGGAUGAUGAUGAUGAUGAUGAGCCCAUCUUUGUUGCAGAGAUAGCAAGUUCAAAACCAGCAAUUUCAAAUAUUUUGAACAGAGUUAACCCCAGCUCACAUUCACGAGGAAUAAAGAAUGGUGCACUUAACCGAGGUUUUACUACUUCAUUCAAGCCUACAAGUCAACGCUUCUCAAAUCCAGCAUCAAAUCCUGUGGCUGCCUUGCCAGUAAAUUUUCAUCCUGAAUCUAGAUCUGCAGAUAGCUCUGUUAUUGUUCAACCAUUUUCUAAACCUGGUUAUAUAACAAACUCUCCACGAGUUGUGUCUAACAACUCUUCAGAGUUAGUGUUUGAUCUGACCCAGGAUACAGGAUUAUCACAUUACCAAGCGGGACCGUCAGUUUCUAUUGCAGGUUUGAAUGAAAGUUCAUUUUCAUCAAAACGUCCUGGUUCUGACAUAAGCAGUGUUAACCCAAAAAAGCCUAAACCCAGUGACAAUAUUUCUGGAGCAGAUGCCUCUUCUAUAGUCUCUUUAGAAAAGCCUCCAUCAGUGAUGUCUCUGCAGGUGACACCAUCACAAGGUGCAAAUUGCUCAUCAAAUCAAUCUAAAAAUGGAACAACUUUUCCAAGAGCAUGUCCUAAGUGUAAUAUUCACUUCAAUCUUUUGGAUCCUCUGAAAAAUCACAUGACGUAUUGUUGUCCAGACAUGAUAAAUAACUUUUUGGGAUUGACUAAAAUAGAAAUUUCAAAUACAACAAAUGACACUAAAGCUCUUGAUUCAGAGAAAGGAAAAUUGAUCAUGUUAGUUAAUGACUUUUAUUAUGGAAAACAUGAAGGAGAUGUCCAAGAAGAACUGAAGACUCACACAACCUUUAAAUGCUUCAGUUGUUUGAAAGUUCUCAAAAAUAAUAUUAGGUUUAUGAACCACAUGAAACACCAUUUGGAACUUGAGAAGCAGAGCAGCGAGAGCUGGGAGAAGCACACCACUUGCCAGCACUGCUACCGCCAGUUUCCCACGCCCUUCCAGCUGCAGUGCCACAUCGAGAGCACACACACGCUUCAUGAGUUUUCUACCAUUUGUAAAAUCUGUGAGCUAUCGUUUGAAACUGAACAGAUUCUUUUACAACAUAUGAAGGAUAAUCAUAAACCUGGUGAAAUGCCGUAUAUCUGCCAGGUUUGCAAUUAUAGAUCAUCAUUAUUUUCUGAUGUAGAAUCUCAUUUUAGAACAUCGCAUGAAAACACUAAGAAUUUGCUAUGUCCAUUUUGCCUUAAAGUUAUUAAAAUUGCCACACCCUAUAUGCAUCAUUACAUGAAGCAUCAGAAAAAGGGAAUACAUCGUUGUACCAAAUGCAGAUUGCAGUUUUUGACAUGCAAGGAAAAAAUGGAUCACAAGACUCAACACCAUCGAACAUUUGUAAAACCCAAGCAGCUAGAAGGACUGCCUCCUGGAACAAAAGUUACUAUUCGAGCUUCAGUUGGACCUCUUCAACCAGGAUCUUCAGCUAUACCUUCCAUCAGCGCAAGCACUUCUACCCUCCAGCUCUCACCUCCAAGGACUGAAAAUACAACUUCUAAAAAUCCCACUAAAUUGAAUACAAGUACACCGAAUACAACCGUACCUGAUCCCAGUCAACCUAAUGAAAGCAAGUCUAAUGGAAAUAAAUCUAAAAUCAGGUCAAAAGUCUGUACUACUCAGAAGAAACAAAGCACACUCGCUAAUAGUAAUAAGAAAAGUAAGGUGAACACGGCAUUGAGGAACCUAAGGUUACGUCGAGGUGUUCACGAGUGUAUUGAGUGUUGUUCUGAAAUAAAAGAUUUUGCAAACCAUUUUCCUACAUAUGUCCACUGUAGUUUUUGCAGAUACAACACUAGCUGUAGCAAAGCCUAUGUAAAUCAUAUGAUGAGCUUUCAUAGUAACCGUCCAAGUAAAAGGUUUUGUAUAUUUAAGAAGCAUUCGGAAAAUCUCAGGGGCAUUUCUCUAGUGUGCCUUAAUUGUGAUUUCCUAACUGAUGUUUCUGGCUUAGAUAAUAUGGCCACACACUUAAGUCAACAUGAAACUCAUACUUGUCAAGUUUUAAUAGAGAAAGUUUCUGUUUGUAUCCCAACUUCUGAACGCCUUUCUGAAUUAAAAACUGAAGCUCCCACUAAGGGACAAGAAUCUGUGUCUAAGGAAACAGCAAGACAUAAUACAGCUGAAGGAGAAACAGGAACAUCACAUUCUGAAGGUAAGCAGGAUAAAGCUCCUUCAUCAGAAGAAGACGUUGGGCGUGAUGCAAGUGUAUGUGAAGCUGCAGCAGUAGUAGACUGUACAGGAAACGAAACAGUUUCAGAUACAGAACAGGAAAGCAGUUCAAAGAAUAUCUUCAGUCACGAUUCAGAUGCUGGAACAGAUAAUAUGGAAAAGGAAGAACAGACACAGCACACCUGUGAGGAAAUGGAGCCGAAGGCACACCAGAGUUCAGAAAACACAGAUUCAUGUAAUCAGAGUGAGGAGCAUGACUCCCCUGCAGCUGAGUUUUCUUCAGAGUCUGCACAGGAUUUGCAGUUAGUGUCAGGGGGUGUUGGCAUUGAUCAGUUUCUACGGCAAAGAGACGAACCUGAAACUGUGAGUUCUGAUGCUAGUGAGCAAGGCAGUGUUCGUUUGGAACCUUUAACUCCAUCGGAGGUACUUGAGUAUGAAGCCACGGAGAUUCUUCAUAAGGGGGAUGGUUCUUCAGCCAGUAUCAAUGACACGAUGUCUGAUCAAACGGGUGACAGUCCUGGAGGAAGUAGAGCAGAGACAGCAGUAGACCUGGAAGAUGGAAAGAAAGAAGCUGAAGCAAUAUAGUCAUUCCAAGUUUAGUUCCCAGCAGAAAGCACUUAGAGCAGUGCUGUCCGGUGAGCACGGUAGUGCCGUGGCAGAGGUCAGCAGUGAGAGAUCUGAGGGAGGUCCUUCAUACACUUCACCUGUAUGUUCUAUCUUGUUAAGUCAGUUUGCCAGUAAUAGCAUGGUUAGUAUGAAUUUCCAACUUUUUAAAAACCUGAGCAGAACUUUAGUGAAAACUAAGUUUGCCAUCCAAAGGUCUCUUAGCACUUUUUAAGAAAUCUUGUUCACCAAUAUGAAAUUAUUAUAAGAAUAUUAGUUAUGUUAAUCAGACUUUUCAAACUUUCAUUAGUCCUGAACUUAAAAUUCUUAUCACCUGUAUAUUCCUUUUAAUAAACUUAAAGGAAGAGAUUUGAAACCAUACAUUUUUUGGAAAUACUUUUAAACCACCUAUCAAUUGUUACUGUUAAUGAAGGCUUUAUUUUUUAAUGUGAUCCUGGUAAUGAAGCAUGCCUAGAGUGCUAAACUGACCUGUUGAGAAUUUGGAUGAAUAUAAACUUAAGUUUGGAUUUAAUAUAACAUUCCAGUCUGUCAGAAGCAUGCAAACAGAAUUUUAGGAACUGUGCACCUCCAUACAAGUAUUAGCCUGCCAGGCUGUCAGCUUACCUUUAUAAAACUUUCAGUGAAAGUGAACUUAUAAAAAUAAAGUUUAUAUUUGUGCUUUUAGUCAGUGUAUAAGCUCUGCAGAACCCUACCUUGCCCCCUGGGCUAGUUGUAUAAAGUAGAAAUUUGUUAUUGAAACUCUUGUAGCUAUUAUGCUUUUAAUAUCGUUUCAAUGAUUUUUGGCAGUAGACCCAUAAAAUGGCCUGGAAGCCAAACCAAAGUAUGGUGUAUGGUGUAGGAGAAAGCAUUGAACUGAAAACAUGCCUUGGCAUGCACUCCUUAAUUUUAAAAGUAGAAAUUCAAAUGCGAUCCUAAAGCAGAUUUAAAAAAAAAAAUUGGAUGCGGAAAUUAGCCUGAUUUUUCCCUAAGUCAGCUACUAAAUUGAUUUUUAAGAUAUAGAAAUGAAUACAGCAAACAAUAAUUUGCUUUGACGUACUAAUAAAUUUUUAUUUUAAAUGCUGCAUUUUUACUUCUUAAAAUGUGCUUUGAAUUCUUAAACUGUUUCACUGAAUGUUUAAUGUUUUCAACGCCUGUUAGAAUUCUGUUGUAUAUAGUAGUUUUUUGAAUAAGUAUUUACAAUAAAAACCUGUCUUUGGAUAAUUUUAUUUUCAGAUCCCUGCUUGGUCAGCCUGUGUUUGGUGCUGUUACGCGCGUCACAUGCGGUAGUCCUUUGUACAGCAGGCUCCACUCCAUGUGCUGUCCUGACACACAGUGAGAACUGAAAACACAAGGGAUGCACUGCUA